Messenger RNA from Orbicella faveolata, 3034 nucleotides. RefSeq lists its product as uncharacterized. The record is from RefSeq and is a predicted model, not a curated record. Gene Ontology annotation, molecular function: metalloendopeptidase activity; zinc ion binding. Gene Ontology annotation, biological process: proteolysis. NCBI's taxonomy places the organism in Eukaryota, Metazoa, Cnidaria, Anthozoa, Scleractinia, Merulinidae.
AAACCCGUAACAAAAAUUAUUAGUCCAGUUUGAAAAGAUGUCAUUUGAUACGUGAAGUCUGAUAACAAUAAAAUAGACUGAAAUAAACUGUUUACAUCCGAACUGAAGUUAACUUUUACGAAACAAAGAACGUUUAAACGUUAAAAAGAAGGAGAUUUAAACAGGUACACUGUGUUACUUGAUCCUUUGGAAACCUGAAUCAACGGAACUUGCAUAAAACAAUAGUUUUGAGGAGCAAAAGAUACUUGAAACCCGGUAGUGCGAGUUGAUGAGGCGAUCUGUAUUCAAGCGAAAUGAAGAUGACGAAAAGUUUGUGCCUUGCGGUCUGUACUCUGUUAGUUGUUGUGGUUUUGUGUGAAGAGGAACCUCAAAAAGGUGGAGCUGAACAACACCCAGAUUCUCAUCAAAGUCCUGGCCUUAAAGAGUCUCUCUACGGCGGCGACAUCAAGCUAACCAAACAACAGCAAGACAACAUGAAGAAAUACGGAAAUCCUUACGGCCCGCAAUCACGUGCGGCCAGCAGCGUUCCCAAGGAGCGAUGGCCCAAUGCUGUGAUUCCAUUUACCUUUGACUGUUCUGUUGCGAACAUGGAAAGUGCGGUCGCUUCAGUCAAGCAAGCCAUGAAAGUGUGGGAGAGCAAGACGUGUAUCCGCUUUGUGGAGCGAACCAAUGAGAAGGCUUACUUGGAGUUCUUCAGGGGGCAGGGCUGUUGGGGUCACGUGGGCCAUCACGGCUACAAGACCCAGAUCUCUAUUGGUGACAACUGCGAUUUUCAGCACGUAAUGGAACACGAGAUCGGGCAUUCAGUUGGGUUCUGGCACGAGCAAAGUAGGCCUGACCGUGACAACUACAUCAGUGUUAUAUGGGAGAACGUAUUAGAUGGUCUUGAAGACGCCUUCGCCAAAAGGAAAUGGGGAACUGAAGUGGUGGAUUAUGGUGUGCCGUACGAUUUUGCCUCUAUCAUGCACUACCCGUUCACGGCCUUCUCCAAAAAUGGCAAACCAACUAUCCGUAAUAUCGUUGAUAUGCAAGGCAAGACUCCUUAUGUGGUACUCAGUGAUGGAGACGCACAGCAGACGAAUGCCAUGUACAAGUGUAGCAGCGUUAUGAGGAAAAGAGCCAUCGAUAGUUUUAGUUCCUUUCGGCCAGCUCCUGGAGUUCAGAAAAGAAGUAACCAGUGCAUUGAUAGAAGUCAGCGGUGUGACGAAUUCAAGCGGAAUGGCUUGUGUUCUCAGCAUGCGGACAAUAUGCUGUACUGGUGCACGAAAACAUGUGACCUUUGUAGUUCAGACUCCUGCAUUGACAAGAAUGGAAAUUGUCCAAUGUGGGCUCAGGAUGGUCAUUGUCAGUCAGCGCCAGGAUAUAUGUUACCAAACUGUCCUCACAGCUGCAAUGUUUGUGGAGGUUCAACUCCACCGCCAACCCAACCUCCAGCUCCAACGACGACACAGGCACCGCCACUUCCACCAACUCAAACCCAGCCUACCCCGCCACUACCAACUGGAACUCAGGCUCCCUCUUUGGCUGUCGACUGCGAUUUUCAGCACGUAAUGGAACACGAGAUCGGGCAUUCAGUUGGGUUCUGGCACGAGCAAAGUAGGCCUGACCGUGACAACUACAUCAGUGUUAUAUGGGAGAACGUAUUAGAUGGUCUUGAAGACGCCUUCGCCAAAAGGAAAUGGGGAACUGAAGUGGUGGAUUAUGGUGUGCCGUACGAUUUUGCCUCUAUCAUGCACUACCCGUUCACGGCCUUCUCCAAAAAUGGCAAACCAACUAUCCGUAAUAUCGUUGAUAUGCAAGGCAAGACUCCUUAUGUGGUACUCAGUGAUGGAGACGCACAGCAGACGAAUGCCAUGUACAAGUGUAGCAGCGUUAUGAGGAAAAGAGCCAUCGAUAGUUUUAGUUCCUUUCGGCCAGCUCCUGGAGUUCAGAAAAGAAGUAACCAGUGCAUUGAUAGAAGUCAGCGGUGUGACGAAUUCAAGCGGAAUGGCUUGUGUUCUCAGCAUGCGGACAAUAUGCUGUACUGGUGCACGAAAACAUGUGACCUUUGUAGUUCAGACUCCUGCAUUGACAAGAAUGGAAAUUGUCCAAUGUGGGCUCAGGAUGGUCAUUGUCAGUCAGCGCCAGGAUAUAUGUUACCAAACUGUCCUCACAGCUGCAAUGUUUGUGGAGGUUCAACUCCACCGCCAACCCAACCUCCAGCUCCAACGACGACACAGGCACCGCCACUUCCACCAACUCAAACCCAGCCUACCCCGCCACUACCAACUGGAACUCAGGCUCCCUCUUUGGCUGUCGGUUUACGAUGCGCUGACAAGAGCACUAGAUGUCCCGGAUGGGCGUCCGCCGGCGAGUGCAUCAAGUCUGGUUGGACAUUUCGAAACUGUCUCAUCAGCUGCAAAGCAAAGUGCGACACUCAACCUCCACAACCAGCAGGAGCAUGCGCAGUUCCUCUAGGUCUUGGCUGGGAUUAUAAGCUGCCAGACAGCGCUUUCAGUGCUUCAUCAGAAAUGACUCCAGGUGGAGGUUGGGUCGCCAGUGCAAGCAGUGCACGCUUGUACUAUGAGGACAAUCAUGACCAGAAGCGAAUCGGAGGCUGGUGCGCAUCCAAUAGGAAUCCACAAUGGCUUAAGGUUGACCUGGGACAAGUGAAGAAGAUCACAGGAAUUGCAACACAAGGUCGCGAUGUUUUCUAUGAACACGUGAAAAACUAUGAGCUGGAAUUCAGUACGGACGGUGUGUCCUGGGAACGAUACAAGGAGAAUGGGACGAGCAAGAUAUUUACCGGGAACUGUGACCACUUCACUCCUGUGCUAAACAGGUUUAAUCCUGUUAAGGCCCGGUAUGUCAAGGUCCUUCCGCACGACAACCCACAGGCUUGGAUGUGCAUGCGGCUUGAGUUGUACGGCUGUGACUCAUAAGCAGAUAAUAUGAUGACGUUGCGAGAAAUCAAGGCAAGUUGAGAUUUGCUUAAAAAACUCAGUUAGGGGUAGUAAAACUGUGGAAUGUUCUAAAAGCAAUUCCUUGUCAAUGA